AUGACUGCGCAGCUUCAGCAGCAAGUAGCUUUGUUAUCUGCACAGAUGGCUCAGCUCCAAGCUCCAGCCUCUCCCCCUCCCCGUAGAAGAGGUCAUAUUGCGGUGCCAGACAAGUUUGAUGGUACUCAAGCCAUGUUUCCUGCUUUUAUGGGACAGUGCCAGCUUUUUAUGAGCCUGAAAAGGGAGGACUUUCCCACUGAUCAGGAUAAAGUGGGGUUUGUACUUAGUCUGCUUUCAGGCUCUGCAGCUCGCUGGGCCACGCCCCUGAUGGUGCAGGAUAGUCCUCUGUUGGAUCAUUUCAGGGGCUUUGUGAUCAUCUCUGACUGA
Ahaetulla prasina is the source of this 327-nucleotide messenger RNA. RefSeq names its product protein LDOC1-like. The record is from RefSeq and is a predicted model, not a curated record. Bases 1 to 327 code for a protein of 108 amino acids. The transcript has a single exon. NCBI's taxonomy places the organism in Eukaryota, Metazoa, Chordata, Lepidosauria, Squamata, Colubridae.